UAAUUCUCGAGAUUCUAUUGUGAAUUUCAAUAUUAAAUGUGUGUUUUCAUACUGUGUUAUCGUUUUUUAUCGAGUAACAUUUCUUAAGUGUACACUGUUAGAUAACACUAGUGACAAUUGGAUGAUUGAAAAAUGAUACCGGAUAAUGUUACGUUGAUUGUGAAGGCGCCGAACCAACAAAUUGCGGACCAGAACAUUGAGUGUCAAUCAUCAUGGACUGUUGGCCAGUUGAAGGGACAUCUUUCAGAGGUGUAUCCGAAUAAACCGAGAACAGAUGAACAAAAGAUUAUAUACUCAGGCCAACUGCUAGAAGACAAAACGGUACUGAAGGACGUACUCCGAACGUAUGAGAGCCAGAUAGCUCAUACUAUGCACUUGGUGUGCACACCAAAAAGAAAAAUGACAGAACCUGAACAGCCAGGACAAAGCACCGAAGGUAUAAGGCGCAGGAUCGUGCCAGAGACUAGAGAGAACACAGAAAGACCAGUGGAGACUGUGCCCCGACCAGAGACAAGGCAGAACGACCAGAAUCACACGGUUGAGAUGCAGAACUACCUCAGUUCGUUUGUAAAUAAUUAUGGUAGAGUGCCCCCGUACCCUAAUUACAACUUUGGGGAGUACCUACCAGUGCCUAAUGACCCGGCGUCGCUCGCUAACCACAUGAUGAUGAUGCAGCAGGCGUAUGUGCAGUAUAUGCAACAGUAUGCCAACAUGUGGCAAGCCACCCAGGCAGUCCCACCGGCGCCAGUCCCCGAAGCACCCCCGCAGCCCCCGCAACACCCCCAGCCCCCGCAGCACCCUCAGCCGCAAGAGGAGCCCGAGGACGCGCUGGCGGCUCGCGACUGGCUGGACAACUUGUACGCAGCCUCCCGACUGGCGAUACUCUUCUCCCUGGUAUACCUGUAUGGUAGCCCGGCCAGGUUGCUACUGGUUUUGCUAUUGGCAGCCGCUGGAUAUCUCCACCAAAUCGGCUUCUUCCGAGAUCUGUACCUCAACCAAGCCGAAAACCGCCGCAACGAGCCGGUACCAGCCAAUCGAGCUGACACCCCUCCCCAGGAGGAAGGGGCUCCCGUGCAGGGGGCUGCGGAGGCUCCCCCACAAGAGGCGGUAGUAGAACCCCCUCAGGGAGCAGCAGGGGAGCCCCCUCAGGCAGGAGCUGCCCCCGCGACUCCACCGCAGGCGGCACCUGUACCAGACAAUGGUAAUCAGUCGUUACUAGCCGUGACUUGGAUGAUAUUUACCUCGUUCUUCGCGUCGCUGAUACCGGAUACAAAUUAAAAGUAGGUUUAAAAAAAGCCCAGUUCAGUUUGAAGUGCAGACUUUGUCUUUUUAAGGCUUUGCCACAUU
Molecule: messenger RNA, 1347 nt
Organism: Achroia grisella
Lineage: Eukaryota; Metazoa; Arthropoda; Insecta; Lepidoptera; Pyralidae
Gene: Herp
Product: homocysteine-responsive endoplasmic reticulum-resident ubiquitin-like domain member 2 protein
Exons: 4
Coding region: 133-1278 (381 amino acids)
Biological process (GO): endoplasmic reticulum unfolded protein response
Molecular function (GO): protein binding
Source: RefSeq, a predicted model, not a curated record